Molecule: messenger RNA, 2515 nt
Organism: Vespa mandarinia (Asian giant hornet)
Lineage: Eukaryota; Metazoa; Arthropoda; Insecta; Hymenoptera; Vespidae
Gene: Pka-R1
Product: protein kinase, cAMP-dependent, regulatory subunit type 1
Biological process (GO): negative regulation of cAMP-dependent protein kinase activity
Cellular component (GO): cAMP-dependent protein kinase complex; cytosol
Molecular function (GO): cAMP-dependent protein kinase inhibitor activity; protein kinase A catalytic subunit binding; cAMP binding
Source: RefSeq, a predicted model, not a curated record
GAUGUUUAGUUCGUAGAAAUCCGUUGAUAAAUUAAAUGCUCGAUCAACAACGUGUAUUGCUAGUUAAGCAGCUAGCUAGCUAGCUCGCUCGUUGAUUCUCUACGUUCUCACUCUCAAUCUAGAAAUACGAUUUUACUAUAUAACGAGAAAGGUGGAGAAAAAGAGACAGAGAGAAAGAGAGAGAGAGAGAGAGAGAGAGAGAGAGAGAGAGAGAGAGAGAGAGAGAGAAAAGAAAGAGAGCAUCCGUGUCGCCGCCGUAGCGGAAAAACAAGUAGCGCGGGAUCGAGCAUCGUGUGUUUGUAGGGUCAUCGGUUAAUCAGAUUCAGGGAGGCCUUAGAAGGUAACGCGCGAGAGAAAAAGUACCAAGUGAAACGUCAAUCUACGACCAGUCUACAACGAUCGAGUAUUAACCUAUCUCUUCUUCUUCUUCUACUACUUUUUAUUUUUUUUAUUUUCUAUAUUCGAUAUAGGAGAUAUAGAUUUUCUACGAUUAUUUAUUUAUAUAUUUUACAUUUCUUUUACUUUCUUUUUUAUUUUUCUUUUUUCUUUUUGAAAAAACUUCAUUUUCAUUUUUAAGUAUAUGCGCGCGACGCGUAACGAGUUACCGCGGUACAUCUUUCAAAGAUCAACGUAGUACAAAAGAGAGAGAGAAAGAGAGAGAGAGAGAAAGAGAGAGAGAGAGAGCGCGCACGCUAUUCGACUGAAUCUCGUUUAUAUUCUUACGUGCCGAAACCAAAAACGACAGGGAGAAAGAUAGAGAGUGGGAGUAAGAAGGGGUGAGAGAGAGAGAGACGCAUAAAGGAUGAAUCACCAGGAACAAGCUCAUGAUGCUAAACAGCAAAUCGCUACGAGUCCCGAGGACACGGAGGAUAUGCCUGCCGGUCAACAAGGACCACAAGUACCAAGACGUCGUGGUGGUAUCUCGGCAGAGCCGGUAUCAGAAGAAGAUGCUACUAGCUAUGUUAAAAAAGUCGUACCGAAGGAUUACAAAACAAUGGCUGCUUUGAGCAAAGCUAUCGCUAAGAAUGUUCUCUUUGCUCAUCUCGAUGAAAAUGAACGAUCUGAUAUAUUCGACGCUAUGUUUCCCGUUACCUUUUUACCUGGAGAAGCGAUAAUACGUCAAGGUGACGAAGGUGACAACUUUUACGUAAUUGACCAAGGCGAAGUAGAGAUAUUCGUUAAUGGUGAAUUAGUAACGACGAUUGGAGAAGGUGGAAGUUUUGGUGAACUUGCAUUAAUCUAUGGGACUCCACGUGCCGCUACAGUUAGAGCAAAAACUGACGUUAAAUUAUGGGGUAUAGAUAGGGAUUCCUAUCGUCGUAUUUUAAUGGGUUCGACGAUAAGAAAACGAAAAAUGUAUGAGGAAUUUCUUUCUAGAGUCUCGAUCUUAGAAUCUUUAGACAAAUGGGAAAGACUCACAGUGGCCGAUGCCUUAGAACCAGUUGCGUUUGAUGACGGAGAAAUGAUAGUAAGACAGGGUGAACCUGGUGAAGAUUUUUAUAUCAUUGUUGAAGGAACUGCUGUAGUCUUACAACAACGCUCGGAAGGAGCGGAACCCCCUGAACCUGCAGAAGUAGGUCGUCUGGGUCCGUCCGAUUAUUUUGGGGAAAUAGCAUUAUUACUGGAUCGACCAAGAGCAGCAACAGUCGUAGCUAGGGGUCCCUUAAAAUGCGUCAAAUUAGACAGAGCCAGAUUUGAACGUGUCUUAGGGCCGUGUGCUGACAUUUUGAAACGCAACAUUACUCAGUAUAACAACACUAUGCUUCAACAACAACAACAACAACAACAACAACAACAAACAUAAUGUUGACAUUUUUUCUAUUUCGUUAAUGCUUCAUUUGUUAAAAUGCAUAAUAUAUGUCGAGUAUUAUUAAUAUACAUAAAUAUUGUAUAUCAUUAGGAAAGGAAAAACAACAAAAAGAAAAAAAACCUUAAUAUAUAAGAUUAUUAUAACGCACUAUAUAUUAGUUAGCGACUCAUCAACGCGUAAUCAUCUGGUUAUCUCAUGUAAACUGUGUUCCUACAAAGUGCUCAUGUUUUUUUUUAACUGUUGUCAAAAAAUUUCUAUAUUACUGUUUAUUGUUUUCAUUUGAAAAUUUGUAUUCUAUGAUAAGCAUACGUUAUAUUUAUACGUACGUCUCCAUACAGUAUUAUUACUUUUGUAAUAUCAUAAAUCUUGAUGGAUAAUGGUUUGUAACAAUGUCGCUGGUCGACAGUGGUAAAAAUGUUAUAGUAUUCAAAUGAGUAUAUAGAAUUUGUCAAUGGUGUGUGUUAAAUGAUAGAUAAUUUCAACAUAUUCUUUUUCGACUUAAAUAUUCUUCAUUGCACUGCAUUAAUAUAAUAUUUCCAUAAAUAUAUGAAGACAUAUAAAUAUAUCGAUUUAUUAUUUAUUAUAACAGGAUUGAUGAGUGAUUAAACGAGUCGCGAUCUAUGAUUGAAAGUGCGUUUAUUAGAUUUGAUUUAUCAAUAACACAAAAUGUUCGGAAAAUUAAAUAAUUUAUUAUGCACAACAUUA